AUGACAUGCGUCGACGACGGCUGGAAACGACGUCACCCAGUCUUUACCGCUGCUGUCAUGAUCUUUCGACUGCCGGCAACAGAGCUGGAGGUCAAGGACAGAUACGCGUAUUCAAAGACAAGGACACGAGAGGCGAGAGCGACGCAGUCGCAUAAGAGGCUCGUAAAACCUCAUAUUCAUGAACAUGAGAACAUGCUCAAAUUCCAGCGUGUAUGCCCGUGUGAACAAAGCGGACCGGUUCUAUUCUAUUCCGACAUGGAUCUAGCAGCAGCAACAACAACAACAAGAACAAGAACAACAGCAAGGCGUCGGAAACGACCCAAGUCCCGGGGUUUCGCCCUCUGUUCUUGGAAACCGGCACUGCCGCGGUCAACUGUCUCCGAAGCACGUCCAGAACUCCCAAGUGACGCUGCUGCGCCAUGUCCAGCGUCCGCACGACAGCGCUGCAAGCUGCUUUUAUGUGCUUGCUAG
Molecule: messenger RNA, 471 nt
Organism: Cyanidioschyzon merolae strain 10D
Lineage: Eukaryota; Rhodophyta; Bangiophyceae; Cyanidiales; Cyanidiaceae
Exons: 1
Coding region: 1-471 (156 amino acids)
Source: RefSeq, a predicted model, not a curated record